CGCCAGCCAAUAGGUGGGGGUGCUGUCGGAGGCUUCUGAUUGGCUGCUUCGUUUACUUAUAAAAGGCGCGCGCCGGCGCACGGCCUUCCUCUCGCCAGGCGUCCUCGUGGGAGUGACAUCGUCUUUAAACCCUGCGUGGCAAUCCCUGACGCACCGCCGUGAUGCCCAGGGAAGACAGGGCGACCUGGAAGUCCAACUACUUCCUUAAGAUCAUCCAACUCCUGGAUGAUUACCCAAAAUGCUUCAUUGUGGGAGCAGACAAUGUGGGCUCCAAGCAGAUGCAGCAGAUCCGCAUGUCCCUCCGCGGGAAGGCGGUGGUGCUGAUGGGCAAGAACACCAUGAUGCGCAAGGCCAUCCGAGGACACCUGGAGAACAACCCCGCCCUGGAGAAACUGCUGCCUCACAUCCGGGGGAAUGUGGGCUUUGUGUUCACCAAGGAGGACCUCACUGAGAUCAGGGACAUGCUGCUGGCCAACAAGGUGCCAGCUGCUGCCCGUGCUGGUGCCAUUGCCCCGUGCGAAGUCACUGUGCCAGCCCAGAACACGGGUCUGGGGCCAGAGAAGACCUCCUUCUUCCAGGCUCUGGGCAUCACCACUAAAAUCUCCAGGGGCACCAUUGAAAUCCUGAGUGAUGUGCAGCUGAUUAAGACUGGAGACAAAGUGGGAGCCAGCGAAGCCACAUUGCUGAACAUGCUGAACAUCUCCCCCUUCUCCUUUGGGCUGAUCAUCCAGCAGGUGUUUGACAAUGGCAGCAUCUACAACCCGGAAGUGCUUGACAUCACAGAGGAAACUCUGCAUUCCCGCUUCCUGGAGGGUGUCCGCAAUGUUGCCAGCGUGUGCCUUCAGAUUGGUUAUCCGACUGUUGCGUCAGUGCCCCAUUCUAUCAUCAACGGGUACAAGCGAGUUCUGGCUUUGUCUGUGGAGACUGAGUACACCUUCCCACUUGCUGAAAAGGUCAAGGCCUUCUUGGCUGAUCCAUCUGCUUUUGUGGCUGCUGCCCCUGCGGCCGCCGCCACCACUGCUGCUCCUGCUGCCGCAGCCCCAGCCAAGGUAGAAGCAAAGGAAGAGUCGGAGGAGUCGGACGAGGAUAUGGGAUUUGGUCUCUUUGAUUAAUUACCAAAAAGCAACCAGCUCAGCCAACUAUUUGAGAAGCAAGGAAAUAAAGGUUUACUUCUCUUAA
This is a messenger RNA of Pipistrellus kuhlii (Kuhl's pipistrelle), 1179 nucleotides long. RefSeq names its product ribosomal protein lateral stalk subunit P0 (gene RPLP0). The record is from RefSeq and is a predicted model, not a curated record. Gene Ontology annotation, biological process: ribosome biogenesis; ribosomal large subunit assembly; cytoplasmic translation. Gene Ontology annotation, molecular function: large ribosomal subunit rRNA binding; structural constituent of ribosome. Bases 162 to 1112 code for a protein of 316 amino acids. The transcript is spliced from 8 exons. NCBI's taxonomy places the organism in Eukaryota, Metazoa, Chordata, Mammalia, Chiroptera, Vespertilionidae. Gene Ontology annotation, cellular component: cytosolic large ribosomal subunit.